Messenger RNA from Prorocentrum cordatum, 1275 nucleotides. The record is from the annotation of a GenBank genome assembly. NCBI's taxonomy places the organism in Eukaryota, Dinophyceae, Prorocentrales, Prorocentraceae.
GCGGGGGACCUCGGCCAGAUCGAGAAGGUGGACGUCGCUGGGGGCGAGCCGAGGGCAACGAUCCGCUGGCAGCGCAGCGGCCACCGCAGCGUCGCGGGCCUCUCCGCCCUGAGCAAGAGGUUCGUGAGCAUCCGGGCGCCGAGGAGGUCCGCGCCUGCCAUGCUGGUGGGCAGCACCACCUCCGGCUACGUGUUCGCUCUGGAGCUGGCGACGGGAGAGGAGCUGUGGGCGACCCAGGCUUCGGAACAGAUCGCCGGCGUGAAGGGCGCGGUCUCUGGCAGUGGCGGGGUAGUGGUGGUCGCGACCGACCGCUGCACCGACCACCUCUGCUACCGCUACCGCAACAGCUCCAACCCACUGACUCCUGGCAACAGGGUCGUCCGGGGCAUCAGCGCCUCGGACGGCAGCUCCCUGUGGGAGUACAGGACCUUCUCCCCGGUGUGGAACUUUGUGCCGCAGUAUCACACGAGCGACGGGACCGUGAUGUUCAGCGACCAGGAGGGCAACACGUACUGCCUGGACCUCGAGUCCGGGACCGAGAGGUGGAUGCAAGAGGGGGCCAUGGGCACUUACACCCAAGCCAACGCCGUGUACGAUCCCUCAACGAACCUCAUCUUCGCCAUGGGCGUGCAGGCAUACGACAGCAAGUACUGCAACCCGUUCCCCGCCCCUGGCGUCCUACCCGACUGCGGCACGUGGCCGGGCUCGCCCGGCUGGGUGCGCGCGCUCAACGCGAGCUCUGGCCGCGCGCGAUGGGAGCGCGAGACCCCAGAGCCCCCGGCCAGCGCCGCCGUCGGCAUGCUGAACAGCCCCCAGUUCCACUCCCGGCUCGUGAUCGCCAUGGGGCACAACUGCCACUACAACUCCCCCUCCAAGAUCUGGGCCGUCGACCCCCCCAACGGCGACAUCCGCUGGUCGAAGGACGGCCCGACGCUGUGGGCGGACAUGUGCGCGGGCGACAAGGAAGGCGGCGACAUCCGCAGGGCCAUGGGCGGGCGAGCGGCGUGCGUGCCGGGCGCCUGGUCCACCCCUGCGAUCGACCAGCGCGGCGACGUCUACAUCGGCAGCCAGGUGGGUGAGCUCCAGAGGUGGGGGUCGGAGACAAACGAGGGGGCGAAGAGCGUCAAGCUGCUCUCCACGCUGACCACGGGAGUGGCCUUCCAGGACCAGGCCGUGGCAUUCUCCACAGGCAUCAUGGCCGUGUCGACGUGCACGUCGCUCCUGGUCUUCCAGACCUUCCCAGACAACCUGACGGUGGACAGCUCAUGGUACUAG